Messenger RNA from Cyprinodon tularosa, 1341 nucleotides. RefSeq names its product major histocompatibility complex class I-related gene protein-like. Gene Ontology annotation, cellular component: external side of plasma membrane. Gene Ontology annotation, biological process: immune response. The transcript is spliced from 7 exons. NCBI's taxonomy places the organism in Eukaryota, Metazoa, Chordata, Actinopteri, Cyprinodontiformes, Cyprinodontidae. The record is from RefSeq and is a predicted model, not a curated record.
GAAGCUGCGUGGAGCAGAGUUACUCUAGUUUCACUCGUGGACAUUUUUUGAGUGGAUAAAGAUGUGGACAGAAAAUGCUCAAAUGAGAAUUAUGUCAUUUUUUCUGGUUUUUCAGGAAAUGCAAACUGCGAUAUCAGUGAUCCACUCUCUGAGGUAUUUCUACACAGCAUCUUCUGGAGUCCCAAACUUCCCUUCAUACGUGUCUGUUGGGUUGGUGGAUGAUGUUCAGAUCAGUUACUGUGACAGUUUAACCCAGAACAACAUUCCUAAACAGGAAUGGAUGAAUAACAUGAGUUUAGAAAAUCCAACCUUCUGGGAAGAGGAAACUAAGACAUGUCUGGGAAAACAGCAAGUCUUUAAAGCCAACAUAAAAAUUGCAAAACAAUGAUUCCAUCAAACUGGAGGAGUUCACGUCUACCAGCAGAUGUACGGCUGUGAGUGGGAUGAUGAGACUGGAGAGGUUAAAGGUUAUGAUCAGAUUGGUUAUGAUGGAGAAGAUUUCAUUGUUUUGGACCUGGAGACACUGACAUGGAUCGCUCCAAAACCACAGGCUGUUAUCAGCAAAAACAGGUGGGAUAGUGACGGAUAUGUUGCAAACCAGGAGCAGACCUACUUAACUCAGACGUGUCCUGAGUGGCUGAAGAAGUAUGUGAGCUAUGGGAGGAGAACAGAUCUUCCCUCAGUUUUCUUCCUCCAGAAGUCUUCCUCUUCUCCAAUCAGCUGCUUUGCUACAGGUUUCUACCCCAAAGAAGCAGAAAUGUUCUGGAGGAAAGAUGGAGCAGAAAUCAAUGAUAGUUUAAGUAGAGCAGAGAUCCUCCCUAACAAUGAUGGAACCUUCCAGAUGACUCUGGACACCGAUCUGUCUUCUGUUCCACCUGAAGAAUGGACCAACUAUGAAUGUGUGUUUCAGUUCUCUGGAGUCAAUAGAAACAUCACAGAAAGACUGGAGAAAACAAAAAUAAUGACCAAUGAAUCAAAUCUCACCAUAAUAAUCGUCGCUGUUGUUUCUGCUGUUGCCGUUCUUGCUCUUGUGAUCGGAGUCGUUCUUUACGAGAAAAAGAACGGUUCUCCAGCUUCGGGUCCAGAGACAUCAUCUUUUGUCCUUAACAGAUAAGGCAAUGCCCAAUGAUGCAAACAUUGCAUAAUGAUGGCAUCAAAGAAAAACUCCUCUCAUAUCCCCGACCUGAAGGCAACAUCUUGCAACCAUGACAACCAGCCAUAGCUUAUAAAGAUGGUGGUUAGAAACAAGGAACAAUACAUAAGAUAAAUUCCAGACCUGCAGCUACAGAUCACUCUGGACAACUUAUAAGCGACAACAACACACAACAGGUACAGGCUGAU